UCUUCUUCCGACCUGCCCUCCCAAUCUACGCCAUGACAAACCAUAUAGCACUAACAAUGCAGCAAAACUUAACAUCCAACCUCCCCAAUCCUCUGCAACCAACCCUCACAUCCAUUCUUCAUCACCACUAUCCCAUCCCAUCCCUUCUCCUCCCCAUCCUCAUCUUCCUCAUCUCACUCCUCACCCUCAUCAUCUCCCACCGCCCCCGCCCAAUCUAUCUCAUCAACUUCUCCUGCUUCAAACCACAGAACCAAUACAAAGUCACGAGAGAAACAUUCAAGAAAAAAUUCAAAAGCGGGGGAACGUUCACCGAUGAGAGCGUGGGGUUCCAGCGCCGGAUGCUGGAGAGGUCCGGCAUCGGGCAGGAAACUUACCUUCCUGAAUCUCUUCUAGGAACGCCGAUCAACAUGUGCGCGAAGGCGGCGAGGAAGGAGGCGGCGAUGGUGGUGUUUGGAGCGGUGGAUGAGCUGAUGGAGAAGACGGGAGUGAGGGCGAAGGAUAUUGGUGUGGUGGUGGUUAAUUGCUCCAUCUAUAAUCCGACGCCCACCAUGGCAGCGAUGCUUAUUAAUAGGUAUAAACUAAGGGGAAAUGUGAGAAGCUAUAAUCUUGCGGGGAUGGGCUGCAGCGCGGGAGUUAUAGCGCUUGAUUUGGCCAAGCGACUUCUUCAGGUCCACAGGGAUAGCUACGCAUUGGUGGUCAGCACGGAGAACAUGACCCUCAACGCCUACUUCGGCAACGACCGCUCCAUGCUCGUCUCCAACCGCAUGGGCGCCUCAGCCAUCCUCCUCUCCAACCGCCGCUCUGAUCGCCGCCGCUCCAAAUACCAACUCCUCCACUCCAUUCGCACCCACACCGGCUCCUCCCCCCGCUCCUACUCCUGCGUCUCCCUCCAAGAAGACCCUUCAGACCAACUCGGCAUAUCCCUCUCCAGAGACCUCAUGUCCGUCGCCGCCGCCGCGCUCCGCACCAACAUCUCAUCUCUCGGCCCCCUCAUCCUACCCUUAUCCGAACAGCUUCGCUUCCUCCUCGCCUUCCUCGCCUCUCGCACGCAGCUCAAAAAUACAAACUUUGGCUCCUACGUUCCGAACUUUAGAAAAGCGGUGGAGCAUUUUUGUAUACACGCAGGGGGGAGGGCGGUGUUGGACGAGCUGGAGAAGAGCAUGCGGUUGAGUGAGUGGGAUUUGGAGCCGGCGAGGAUGACGCUGUAUCGGUUUGGGAAUACGUCGAGUAGUUCUUUGUGGUAUGAGCUGGCGUACUGCGAGGCGAAGGGGAGGAUAAAGGAGGGGGAUAGGGUGUGGCAGAUUGCGUUUGGGUCGGGAUUUAAGUGUAAUAGCGCGGUGUGGAAGGCGAUGACGACGGUGGAGGGAUGUGGGGAGGUUGGGAUGAAGGGAAUGAAUCCGUGGGCGGGUGAGAUUGAUCUGUUUCCGGUGGAGCUGGCCGGGGAGGUGGCGGUGGCUGAAUGAUGGUUGGGCGAUUGAUUAAUAGCAAUAUAAUUAUAGAAGGAGAUUAUGAUGUAAGAGUAUAAAUAAAAUUGAGAGGAAGAGAGAAGAAGAUAUUAUAUAUUUUGUAAUUAUGUGUUGAUAAUGGUAGAUGGGAUGAUUGCAUUGCCAUAAUUUGAUUUAGAUGUGAUGUGAUAUUCUUAUUAACUAUUUGC
Phalaenopsis equestris is the source of this 1654-nucleotide messenger RNA. RefSeq names its product 3-ketoacyl-CoA synthase 2-like. The record is from RefSeq and is a predicted model, not a curated record. Gene Ontology annotation, molecular function: acyltransferase activity, transferring groups other than amino-acyl groups. Gene Ontology annotation, biological process: fatty acid biosynthetic process. Gene Ontology annotation, cellular component: membrane. Lineage: Eukaryota; Viridiplantae; Streptophyta; Magnoliopsida; Asparagales; Orchidaceae.